ACGUAACAAAAACAAUGUUGAUCAAUUAAGACGCAAAAACCUACAACAUUAACAGGUGGAAAGGUAAUCAAUAAAGCAUUUCACUUUUUAUCGAACCAAUUGAAACUAUCUCGUGCUAAUUAUAACCAGCUGUUUUGGUUCACUGAGAAAGAAACCAUCAGGAUUACAAAAAUAUUGAUGAUAUGGAGGGUGUUAUUUUUUCAUAGUGUUAUAAAAUCGUCACCUUAAAAAAGUCCUGUUCAUAUAGUUCACAAGAGAAAAAUGAAGGACUCGGCAUUUGUAAUUCUCUUAGAAAUACUGUUGGCGUUUCUUGCAGUCGCAAUUGUGCUUGGAAACAUUUUUGUCAUUCAGACUGUCUUGAGAAAUACUCAACUCAAAACUAUACCUAAUAUGUGCAUUACGUCGCUUGCUGUAGCUGACCUAUUUGUUGGCUUGGUUAAUGUGCCUAUGUAUAUGUAUGCAGUUUACGCUAAUGAAAUGGGAAUAUUUGUUUCACGAGCGUAUGGUCUUUCACUACAAUCGUUAGACAUCUUCUUUGGAAGUGCAUCCAUUGCUCAUCUUGCAAGUAUAAGCGUAGAACGAUGUUACGCAAUUACAUGUCCAAUGAGAAGAAGAUUUCUUCGUAAAGCGACCAUGUUGAAGAUUCUUAUUGGAGUGUGGCUUGUCGGAAUAAUACCAGUUGUUCUUUUUCUAACGGUCACCUCAUAUCAAUUCAUCCUAAUGGCUGGAUGCUUUCUUUUACCAUUGGUGAUUAUCAUAGUCUGCUACACAACAUUGUUUAUAUCGACUAAAAUUUCUGGGAUGAAAAUGAGGGAUCACAGAGUACAAUCAAAGUGGAAGGAUUUGAUUCUGGCAAAAACGCUUUUCAUUGUCAUCAUAUUUUUUGUUCUAACAUGGGCACCUUUUUUUAUCUUGUUUACAUAUCUGACGUUUCUCCCAAAGAGUCUUACGUUUGCAAAAAUAAAAUACGCGACGUAUUUUGUGAAGAUUUUACAGUAUUUUUCAUCUGCAUGCAAUCCUUUCAUUUACGCGUUUCGUCAUCGAGAUUUCAAGCGUGCUCUCCGUCGUCUAUGUGGAAUUUUAACAAAAUCAAGUGAUGUGCAAACAAUGCUGACAAGCAGAACAUCUUGUGACUGAAGCAGUUCACGUAGUUUUGACAAGAAAGUUUCGACUUUUAAAGUUGUUUGAAAAUAAUAAACCGCUCUCUUGCAUGGACAUAAUAAAUGACCUAAUGUUGAAAAUACCGAUAGAAAUGGCAAUCACUACGAACAAACCAAGCAAAUACUUUACAGACACUGGGAAACUGGGGCUUUAAUGCUGGCAUUCAGCACAUGUAGAGAUUGAGCUGAUGUUUAAUGAAAAAAUUUUCCUAAUAAAUCGUAUAUAGUAAUUGCACUUCCAUUGAGGAUUGAAGACUUUUAUGAUAGCAGUAAAUAGUUUUGAGCUUUGGAUAUAGCUCAUUUUUAUAAUUUUAUGAAGGUUAUCGUAAAUUUUGAGUGGUGUUGUGAUGGUGUUGGAGGAAUGUGGAAUUAUUCAUCAUUGACUUAAUUUAUACGUAUAUGAAUCGUUGAGUUAUAAAAGCAUUUCAAAUACAUUAAUUUUGCAGUUAUCCCAUGAACAUUGCAAAUGUAUAAAACAGUGAAAUUGAAAUUUGAGUAAACUUUGAUUCAUCUGGGAAAUAAAUGCAAGCUGGGAAUUUGUGAAA
Molecule: messenger RNA, 1705 nt
Organism: Xenia sp. Carnegie-2017
Lineage: Eukaryota; Metazoa; Cnidaria; Anthozoa; Malacalcyonacea; Xeniidae
Product: tyramine/octopamine receptor-like
Exons: 3
Coding region: 262-1137 (291 amino acids)
Biological process (GO): G protein-coupled receptor signaling pathway
Cellular component (GO): membrane
Molecular function (GO): G protein-coupled receptor activity
Source: RefSeq, a predicted model, not a curated record